UCGCAAAGAGCUGCUCUACAUAAUGCACAUGCAGCAUCCACAGGUUACUUUGUUACACAAGACUCCUCAUUUGGCAAUUUAAUUUUACCUGUUCUUCCAAGAUUUGACACUAAAUGAAUUCUUGGGUGCAUUUUCUUUAGUGAAAGUUUUAAUCAAGUGCUAAGUAAAAAUCAAUAAUUGGUAAAUAUGACUAGUCUACAACUUCGAAAGCUUGAAGAAUAUCUACAGCAGAUUGAUGGAUUUGACAAACCAAAGAUAAAACUUGAACAAUAUACUACCAGUGCACAUAUUGCUUCACGCAUGUUAUAUACUGCCCAAUCCCAAUUUGAUGAUAUAGAAGGAUGUGCUGUAGCUGAUUUUGGAUGUGGUUGUGGUGUUUUGUCAUUAGGUUCUCAAAUGCUUGGUGCAAGUCACGUAGUAGGGUUCGAUGUAGAUUCUGAUGCACUUAAUAUCUUAUAUAGAAAUUGUACUGAUUUGGACUUAUUUAUUGAAUCAAUACAAUGUGAUAUAUUUCAAUAUUUACCAGGGAAAUUUGAAAAAUACUUUGAUACAGUGAUUAUGAAUCCACCAUUUGGAACCAAAAAAAAUGCAGGAACUGAUAUAAAAUUUUUAGAAAUUGCUAUUAAAACAGCUUCCAGUGCUGUGUAUUCCUUACAUAAAACCAGUACACGAAAUUAUGUUCUUUCCAAAGCUACACAACUUGGUGCAAAAGGAACAGUAAUUGCUGAGUUAAGAUAUGAUUUACCUCGUAUAUAUAAAUUUCAUAAAAAAGAUUCUGUUGAUAUUCAAGUAGAUUUUAUACGAUUUGAAUUAAAUUCUUGAGUAUUUAGUAAUUUCUCAAUAAAUUUUAUCCAUCUAUUCAAACUUUA
Messenger RNA from Vespula pensylvanica (western yellowjacket), 869 nucleotides. Its product is annotated as rRNA N6-adenosine-methyltransferase METTL5-like. Gene Ontology annotation, molecular function: nucleic acid binding; rRNA (adenine-N6-)-methyltransferase activity. Gene Ontology annotation, cellular component: nucleoplasm; nucleus; SOSS complex. The record is from RefSeq and is a predicted model, not a curated record. Gene Ontology annotation, biological process: rRNA methylation; DNA repair. Bases 187 to 822 code for a protein of 211 amino acids. The transcript is spliced from 3 exons. Lineage: Eukaryota; Metazoa; Arthropoda; Insecta; Hymenoptera; Vespidae.